UCUCGCCCAUCGUGCUGCUGCCCAACCAGCUCAUGUCGGCGCCGCGGGGGUCGUCGGUGUGGCUGGAGUGUAAGACGGAGGCCUACCCUCGGGCCGUCACCUUCUGGAAGCACAACCACACCAUGGUCAUGUCCACCAACAAGUACCGCCUUGAGGAGUUCCACCACGACGACUACACCACCACUGUCAAGCUCACUAUCAAGCAGCUGGAGCCUGGAGACUUCGGGAAGUACCUGUGUUAUUCAAGAAACUCCUUCGGUGAGAAUGAUGGCACCGUGGAGCUACACGAACUCAAGCGGGAACAGCCACGUGUCAACAAAGCCAAGAGUGACAGAGAGUCCGAGGAGAUGAACACGAUCGAGCACUUCCCCCUCGAGCGGGAGGGGGGUCGAGGCCAGAGUCACGUCAUCCUCGACCUGGAGGACAGCCGCAUCAUCACCGCCACCAACAACAACAACGUCAACGCCGACCUCUCCAAGGGCACAGUUGAACAGAAGAGCCAGCUUGGCCGAGAUCGCAGCUCCGCCAACAUCUUCACCAGCAUCAUGGCUGGUAAUGCUGGGCCGAGUGUGUGUGGCCGCCAGGACCUGUGUCUCCUGCUGCUGCUGCUGAUAGCCAUCUCUGCCCUACACUCACACCUCAAUAGAUGAAGAGAAGAAAAUUCCUAAUCCAAUCACGGAGCGAACGAUCCAACACAGCAGUGUACCAGCUCAAGAAGAUGAGAAAUGUGUCUCAACGGAUUUAUCCUGUCCUGUCGUUCCACACACA
Molecule: messenger RNA, 768 nt
Organism: Procambarus clarkii (red swamp crayfish)
Lineage: Eukaryota; Metazoa; Arthropoda; Malacostraca; Decapoda; Cambaridae
Source: RefSeq, a predicted model, not a curated record